Messenger RNA from Tinamus guttatus (white-throated tinamou), 2141 nucleotides. It is a transcript of the gene HTR2A, whose product is annotated as 5-hydroxytryptamine receptor 2A. Gene Ontology annotation, molecular function: neurotransmitter receptor activity; G protein-coupled serotonin receptor activity. Lineage: Eukaryota; Metazoa; Chordata; Aves; Tinamiformes; Tinamidae. Gene Ontology annotation, biological process: release of sequestered calcium ion into cytosol; response to xenobiotic stimulus; G protein-coupled receptor signaling pathway, coupled to cyclic nucleotide second messenger. Gene Ontology annotation, cellular component: dendrite; plasma membrane. The record is from RefSeq and is a predicted model, not a curated record.
GCUCUCAAAAGCCUCAAGUCCACAGUCUCUGUCCUACACUUCGGGCUUGCUCUUCAGCUGGAUUUUCGAUGUGUGCUAACGCUGGGCUUCCUAGGGAACUGAAAACAAAACAUUCCAUCAUUUGGAGUAAUCUGGGUAUGGCUUUUUACAGCACGUUAGCAGCAAAAAUACAAGCAAGAAAAUAUUGUGUUCCACCAACUUCUGGCAUGGACAGCUGAGGAAUAUAAAGCCCAAUGGUGACAAAGGGUGAUAAUCUCCUGUUUUUCACUAUUUAUCUCACCAGUUUCCGACUUAGCAAUGGAUAUUCUUUGUGAUGAGGAGAGCUCUGUGAACCCAACUGCAAACUCCUUAAUGCAACUAAAUCUUGAGAGAAGACUCUACAAAGCUGUUAACGGACCUGCAGAGAUUAAUACUUCACAUCUCUUUAACUUGACCGGGGACUCUGAAAACCUGACUAAUCUUUCAUGUGAAGAUACCAUGAGUGCACGGUGCUACUCUUCCCUGUUUCAGCUUUCGGAGAAAAACUGGCCAGCUUUGCUGACAGUGAUAGUGAUUGUUUUAACCAUUGCUGGAAAUAUUCUUGUCAUCAUGGCUGUAUCACUGGAGAAAAAGCUACAGAACGCCACUAACUAUUUUCUAAUGUCACUGGCAAUAGCCGACAUGCUGCUGGGUUUCCUCGUCAUGCCUGUGUCAAUGUUAACCAUCCUGUACGGAUAUACAUGGCCUCUACCUACCAAGCUCUGUGCUGUUUGGAUCUACUUGGACGUGCUUUUUUCCACUGCAUCCAUUAUGCAUCUCUGUGCCAUCUCACUGGAUCGCUAUAUUGCCAUCCGAAACCCCAUCCAUCACAGCCGCUUUAACUCGAGGACCAAGGCUUUUGCAAAAAUAAUUGCUGUUUGGACCAUAUCAGUUGGUGUCUCCAUGCCUGUACCUGUCUUUGGCCUACAAGAUGAUUCCAAAGUGUUUAAGAAUGGCAGCUGCCUACUUGCAGAUGAGAAUUUUGUUCUAAUAGGCUCUUUUGUGGCAUUCUUCAUACCUCUAACCAUCAUGGUAGUCACCUAUUUUUUAACUAUCAAGUCGCUACAGAAGGAGGCUACCUUAUGUGUGAAUGACCUUGGCCCAAAGACCAAGCUCGCUUCAUUUAGCUUCCUCCCUCAGAGCUCCCUGUCUUCAGAGAAACUCUUCCAACGGUCUCUGAACAGAGACGUGGGGCUUUCUGGCAGGAGAACAAUGCAAUCCAUCAGCAACGAGCAGAAGGCUUCCAAGGUUCUUGGCAUCGUCUUCUUUCUGUUUGUUGUGAUGUGGUGCCCGUUUUUCAUCACCAAUGUGAUGGCCGUAAUUUGCAAGGAGUCAUGCAAUGAAGAAGUCAUCGGAGGACUACUUAAUGUAUUUGUCUGGAUUGGCUACCUUUCUUCGGCUGUCAACCCACUCGUGUACACACUGUUCAACAAAACCUACCGCUCCGCUUUCUCUCGUUACAUUCAGUGUCGCUACAAGGAGGAGAAGAAACCUUUCCAGUUGAUCUUGGUGAACACUAUCCCAGCACUUGCAUAUAAUUCCAGCCAGCUCCAGCUAGCACAGAUGAAGAGUUUGAAAAAAGAGGCAAAAAUGAUGGCUAAGGAUUAUUCAAUGGUUACAAUCGGAAUUCGUCACUUAGAUGGUCCCUCAAAGGGAAGCAUCAGCCCAGGGAAUGAGAAGGUUAGCGGUGUGUGACUCUGCUAGCCUGGUGGCAUCUGCCAUGAGAAAGCAGAGCAUCUACACUGAAAACUUCACCUUGCUGUGAGAGGCUGUGGUAGCUUAGGAAAACUAGCCCUGAUCAAGAGACCCUCCGACAGCAUCACACGCGCCUCAUCUCAUCCUGUUGAUGAAAAGCAGGGUUGAAAUGGUAUCAAAUGUGCAAUUUUUUUUCAUACAGUACUUUGGCUGUUUUAAGCACAGGCUUUAUUAAACUUAUUUUUUUAAUAUUCUAAAGGAUAUAUUUCUUAAAGAAAAAAAAAUGCAAUUUCUGGUAUUAUAACAUGGGCUGUGAAGAAAUCUACGUAUUUCUUUUUGCAAUGAAAGCUAAGCUGUUCUUCGGUUGCCUCGCAAAGUAGGUUCCAACUAGUUUGUCUUGCUAUAUGGAAUUUUGUUAUCAAUUACCA